Molecule: messenger RNA, 3529 nt
Organism: Centropristis striata (black sea bass)
Lineage: Eukaryota; Metazoa; Chordata; Actinopteri; Perciformes; Serranidae
Product: glucose-6-phosphate 1-dehydrogenase
Exons: 14
Coding region: 224-1783 (519 amino acids)
Biological process (GO): glucose metabolic process; pentose-phosphate shunt, oxidative branch
Cellular component (GO): cytosol
Molecular function (GO): glucose-6-phosphate dehydrogenase activity; NADP binding
Source: RefSeq, a predicted model, not a curated record
UCUGUCAAAGCGAACCGGGAAGUAGGCAGGACUUAAAAAUGCACACAGCCUCCACUGUUGUUCUGUCGCUGUGAGAGCGCGUGUGAAGUCAGUAUCAACCUGUCGUCGCGUGUGCUUCAGAGGGUCUUAACCGCCAGGUUAUCAUCUCGUUAACGGACUUUACCUGAGAAAUAACCUUGAUGCGCCAAUCACCCAGGAGGAAAUUUCAGCAGCAAUAUCAUCCAUGCAAUCAGAAGAAAUGGCAAACAUCCCCCUCUCGCGCUCUGAGGUGUUUGGGGAGCUGAGGAAGGAGCUGCAUGAUGAUAAAGAGUUCCGUCAGUCCGACGCUCACGUCUUCAUCAUCAUGGGAGCAUCGGGGGAUCUGGCUAAGAAGAAAAUCUACCCAACUCUCUGGUGGUUGUACAAAGAUGGCCUCCUCCCUGAGCAGACGUAUUUUGUGGGCUUUGCACGCUCUGACUUGACAGUUGAUGCCAUUCGGACUGCUUGCAUGCCAUACCUGAAGGUGGCCGAUAAAGACGCAGAGCGGUUGUCAACCUUCUUCAGCAGGAACACGUACAUCAGUGGGAAAUAUGCAGAAGAGAAUUCCUUCUCCAACCUCAACACGCACAUCCUGUCUCUGCCCGGAGGCCCCGAGGCAAACCGUCUCUUCUACCUGGCGCUGCCACCCACCGUAUACCACGAUGUUACCAAGAACAUCAAACAAUGCUGCAUGAGCACAAAAGGCUGGAACAGGGUGAUCGUAGAGAAGCCGUUUGGACACGAUCUUCAGAGCUCUGAAGAGCUGUCCACUCACCUCUCAAACCUCUUCACUGAAGACCAAAUCUACCGUAUUGAUCAUUAUCUGGGCAAGGAAAUGGUGCAGAACCUCAUGGUGCUCAGGUUUGGGAAUCGAAUCUUCGGGCCGAUCUGGAACAGGGACAGCGUGGCCUGUGUUGUUCUCACCUUUAAAGAACCUUUUGGCACUCAGGGACGAGGAGGCUACUUUGAUAAUUUUGGCAUCAUCCGCGACGUCAUGCAGAACCACUUGCUCCAGAUGCUCUGCCUGGUUGCGAUGGAGAAACCAGCUUCCACCAGCUCUGAUGAUGUCAGGGAUGAAAAGGUGAAGGUGCUGAAGUGCAUCGCUCCAGUGUCCAUCUCAGAUGUGGUGCUGGGUCAGUAUGUGGGGGAUCCAGAGGGCGAGGGAGACGCCAAACUGAGUUACCUUGACGAUCCCACAGUUCCUAAAGGAUCGACUCAGGCCACCUUCACCACCGCUGUACUGUAUGUGCACAACGAACGCUGGGACGGAGUUCCUUUCAUCCUUCGCUGUGGAAAAGCUCUGAAUGAGAGGAAAGCCGAGGUGCGGCUGCAGUUCACGGAUGUCCCAGGGGACAUUUUUGGAAGUCAGUGUCGCAGGAAUGAGCUGGUGGUGCGCGUGCAGCCCAACGAGGCCGUCUACGCCAAGAUGAUGAGCAAGAAACCCGGCGUCUACUUUAGCCCUGAGGAAACUGAGCUGGACCUCACCUACAAGAGUAGAUACAAGGAUGUGAAGCUGCCGGACGCUUACGAGCGUCUCAUCCUGGACGUCUUCUGUGGGAGUCAGAUGCACUUUGUACGCAGUGAUGAAUUAAGGGAAGCAUGGAAGAUCUUCACACCUCUUCUUCAUUACAUAGACAGAGAGAAGCCCAAACCUAUACCUUACAAAUAUGGAAGCCGCGGGCCAACCGAAGCGGACGACCUUGCGAAGAGAGUUGGAUUUCGCUAUGAAGGCACGUACAAAUGGGUCAACCCUCACAGACUGUGAAUGUGAUGAGAUGAGGGAGGAGUAGAGGUAGAACAGUAGAGGAGGUGCAGCGAGGGAAGUGAGCCGUGUUCGAUACCGAGGAAGGAGGCGUUUCCACUGUGUGGAUCCAUCGCACUAGCAGGAAGAAGCUUUUAUUUCUCAGGUAUGACAAUUAUUCCUUUGAGCCAGUUCAUCAGACAUUCAAAAGAGAAUUGAGAAUUUAUCAUGGGCUUAUAAAAGAUUUGUCAGUAGUUUUAUUUUUCCCUUUGUACAUUCACAGCAACUCGCCAUGUUUUUAUAUGAGAGGUGGGACCAAGUCUGUGGAAGCCCUGAGAGGCAAAUAGGGCAGAAAUAAAUGUGGUGAUUCAUUUUUGUUUAUGGCUUAUGAACAGGUGAGAAAAAAAGGUUUUGCUUGGGUAAUUAAAGUAAUAUUUAAUUCAACCUGUGAAACCGGAGCAACAGGACCAUUUAAGUUUUUAAGCAUCCUGUGUCCAAAAUGAGUAUUGCAACAAUAAACUACAUUGUGAUGCCCAUGCUCUAAACCAGGGAUGUCAAACUCAAAUACACAAUGGGCCAAAAUUUAAAACUUGAAUAAAAUCGCGGGCCAACAUUGAACAAAUUAACCUUUUAAUAUUUACCAAACAUGUUUUGCUUUAACAUUAAAUAUGGAACCAGCAACACUUAUAAACAUACAAUAUAUAACUAAAUAGUGCAGACAUGCAAAAUCAAAUUUCAAAUAAAAAACACAUCAGUGUCAUUAAUUUACAAUAAUAAUAUAAUAAUUUGGUAUUGCCUCGCGGGCCAAAUAAAAUUACACUGCGGGCCAAAUUUGGCCCGCGGGCCAGAGUUUGACACCCCUGCUCUAAAUAAUGAAAUGCAAUAAAUAAAUGUCAUUCUGCUAGCAAUCAAUUAAUAUAUUUAAUCCUGGCAGCUGUAUUGCAGACAAAAAAAAAAUCUUUAAUCUUGAAUAAAGACUAUUUUGACAAAAAAAAAUUCACCUGUUCUAAAAGUCACAAACACAGGAAAGAAAACAAUGUACAUCAGAAUGAGUGCUAGAUUAUUAUUUUUUCUCUCACUUGCUUCUCAGGGCAGUUUGAGAAGGAACAAAACAAAAUCAGACUAAUUGUGAAAAAGAAAAGAACUGUCUGCUGAACUGGCUCCAUGUCCCUGUCUCUAUUAAUGAGGUCUUAAUUAGUUUGGAUGGUAAAUGGAAUAACUGAGUAACAAAAAGACACUGAGCUGAGUCAUGCAGGCUCAGUGUAAGCACUGUACCAAAGAUGGUAACAACACAGACGAGACGAGGAACAACAGGAAUGAUUGUUCACCAGCUGUCACUCUUAAUAACCAUCGUGAUUGUAAACACCAUUAUGCUUUGACUGCAGUUAUUAAUCAUGCUUCGUGGAAUUUCUUUUUACAACUUGCGUGCUGUUUUUGCCUCCUCUUUAAGAUAAGAUAAGACUCUGCGGUCUACAAACUGCAAUGCAGCCGUUUUUCUUCAAAGCAUUCUUACUGAAAUAGUCUUAAUGUCCUUAUGGACAAACAGAACAAGCUCCGUCUUGUUUAGUAGCCUCCCUCUGAGCUUCAUUCCCUUUGUUUACAUUAUGUUCUUCAGGUUUAUUUAAGUUGCUGAUGUUCAUUCCGUAUUUGAAGUCUAUCACAGGUCAACAGUGAAUGUCUUUGUACUGAAUAAUGCUGUUAACUGCACACUCAUAUGUAAUGCUAGCUACAUUUCCACUAUUUGUAAUAAAGUCGUUUUGCUUCAGUGUG